GCAGGUAUAGCAGUGGUAUGGGCCAGGCAGGCAGCCAGCCGUCCGCCGCGGUCCCUCAGCGAGCCCGGCGGGCGCACACCUUGCCGCACGAGCCACCGCGACAUGCCCCCAAGGUCCUUCCGUCGCUGCCGGACUCACCACACCUGCGCAGCACCGACAAUGGUGCCAUCCUUCAGUCAGGAGGCACUAUUAGUGGACGGAGACCUACUUCCAUCCUACACGAGCCCCGAGUACCUCAUGGACAUGUGCAUUCCAACGUGUUUCGUUCUCGUUCAGCGGGUGCUGGUGUCGAAACAGGUGACCUGCGGUCGAGAGAGAGGGACCCUUUACACAGGUCACACACAAACCUCGACCUUAGGCAUCACGAAGGUAGUAGUUUAAAUAAGAAAUUUGGAUCAGAACCUGAUCUUAGGAUUGAAGAAGAGCGUCAGAAACCUAAAUGUAACAAUAAACAUUUUCGUAAAAAAUAUCGGGCUCCACCACCGCCAAUAAAUGAUAAAUACGACGGUUCAUCGCCUGAUUCCAGCGAAGGAAAUGCGAAAACGGAACCGCAACGGAAGCUGCGGCUUUUUAAAACAAGAAAUGAAACGAAAAAGAUGAACGGCCUCGAUAAUAAAUUAUACAGAAAUGUCAACAAUGACUAUAGAUCACUAGACUUGAACGAGAAUCAAGCUUUUGAAAGACGUUAUAGAUCACCUUGUAAAGACAAGGAACAGCAUCUUAAAUAUCCAGACAGCAAAGACAUGGUACAAAGUACGUCAUCACUGAAAAGGGAAGAGCGCCUGCUACAACAAAGACAAGAUUACAAAAAGGCGAGAACUGACAGAGUCAGUGGAUGCAGAGCUAAAACUUCAAAAACGAUAGAGCAAAGUGAGGCUUGGAAGACCCCUUUACUUAAUAGAAAUUUCAGGUAUUCAGAUAGGUUUAGGAGAGACGACAACGAACAGCCUACAUUAAGAAGAGAAAAGACUUUUGAUAGCACUUUACUAUCAAGUGAAAAUGAUUGUGAUAUUCCAAAAUCUUCACAUGAAAGUAAGUUAAAAAGUAUAGGUGAGCAGCUGAAAGGAGCUCGGCUCACACCUUUAGCAGAAACAAAUAAUAAGCCUUUGAGAAAAUCUCUUCCGUCACUAUUGCCCAAAAGUAGUGAUGAAAAAGAUGAAUUUCAAGCGGAGCUCAAAAAGGCUACAAGUAGAAUAAGAAACGAGUUAGGCAAUAAAAUUAAUAUAAGUGAAAACAAAACUAGUCAGAGCGAUAAAACGAACACACAGAAACCAAACCCAACGAAAACCGUAACACAGAACAAAGUCAAAGAGUCUAGUCUUAAAACGAAUGUUUGUAACAAGAAAGAAACUAAGACGGCGAUUAGUAGAAGACCCUUGGUACGAUCAAAUGAUACCAAAUUGAAAGCGAAUGCGCCAAGCCAUCCAAAUGUAAAAAAUAACGCGGUAGUCAGUAAAUAUAAGUUCAAUAGCAAAGAGAGUGGAAAGUCGAUACCAGACCGAGGCCAGGCUUCUGGCAAGGAAUCAACUCCAGAACACUCUCCCACCAGGAAAAGUAUAUCAUCGACUGAACUUUCCCAAGAUCUGAAAAAAUCGGCACCAUCCAAACAAUUCUACUUUGGCAUGAUUGAAAGUAAACAAACUGAGCCGCGGGAACACUUGAAGGAUUUCCCUGGAUUAGGAAGCCCCAUAAUAGAAGAAAUCAGCAACUUUCACAUUAUAGAACAGAAGUUAUUAGGAUAUCAUGACGAGGAUGCUGAAUUCGAAAAGUUCAAUGCAAAACUAAGAGAAGACUGCAAACUUAAAAAUUUGUCAUCUGAGUCAGCGUUGUCAUCAGGGUCAGAUGGCGAAGGGUCAGAGGGGUCCCUUGGUAUCGCAAUAAGACUACGACCUACCUUACCUAAGAAACAGCAACCUGUGCCGCGCUUCUCACCGGCUGCUGCUUGGCGGCAAUUAGCAUCGUUAGACGCAUAUUUAGCUGCAGAAACACAGCCGCUGGCAGUGGAAACGAAGAUGUCACCGAAUGUGUCGCCAGAGUCCUCACCGAGAUCGGAGCAGUCGGCCGACAAGUCCGGCGACUCGGGUAUAUCUGGUGACCAUGGGCAUAGUGAUCAGAGGAUUGAUUCACCAGGACAUAUGCAAGAUUCACCACCAGCUUGGACGCCUCAGCAAGACCUUGGUGACAGCAGUUCCGACGGGGCUGGUGGAACGCGAGGAGUGCUACUCCCAGGUGGUGCUGUCACAUAUAAUCCUGGUGCUCAGCCAUUCAGCCUGUCCCUCCCUAGAGAUGCACAUGACAGGGGUAAACAGUUGCAGCAAGGGUUCAACAGUCUUCAGAAACUGAAGAAGUCUGUAUCGGGGGCGCUCGGUGCAGCGCUGGGCUCCAGAAGGUUCGAUCUGGAACAUGAGCCGAUGUUGCAGGAACCCGAGCAGAACUGGUUCCUGACUAAAUCAGCACCGAACUCCUUGAGUAACCCGCUGUUGUUCCAGCAGCCUGUUAGAAAGGGGUCUGUUGAGGAUGAUAUCAAAGAAGAAUCAGCGCCACCGUCCGAGAAGGAGGAAUCAGCUGCGUGGCGCCAUGGGAGCUCUUACCUGUCAUGGGGGGGACAUGUUAUGUACCUGCCCCCCGCCCCAGCCGCCCCUGAUCAGCCACUCUCCAUACUUGGUCCACUCGAUAGGCCUGUCAGGAGUAAAUCGAGUGGUUGUCUGGAAGUGGCCGCGCGUGCAGCCCGAGCGGCGCUCGCGAGUGAAAUGCGCGAACGCGAACGAUCAGCUUCGCCGGAAGUUGCGCGUGCGCUGCCGGCUCGCGUCGAACCGACUACCAAUAAUACUCCUAACAGUAACAAUUUCAUCAGUACUCAGCUAUGA
Achroia grisella is the source of this 2867-nucleotide messenger RNA. RefSeq lists its product as uncharacterized. The record is from RefSeq and is a predicted model, not a curated record. The transcript has 13 exons. Lineage: Eukaryota; Metazoa; Arthropoda; Insecta; Lepidoptera; Pyralidae. Bases 18 to 2867 code for a protein of 949 amino acids.